Molecule: messenger RNA, 2691 nt
Organism: Cyprinodon variegatus (sheepshead minnow)
Lineage: Eukaryota; Metazoa; Chordata; Actinopteri; Cyprinodontiformes; Cyprinodontidae
Gene: tcp11l2
Product: T-complex protein 11-like protein 2
Exons: 10
Coding region: 170-1690 (506 amino acids)
Biological process (GO): signal transduction
Source: RefSeq, a predicted model, not a curated record
AGAUGUUGUUUGUUAGCUUGUUUAGCACUGAAAGACCAACAUGAGUGAAAUGGUUUGAACCAUUAGACUCGGAGCUUGGGACCUUUAAACGGCAAAUAGAGCUGAACUCGACGCUGCUGAGACAGUUUCAGUCUUCUUUUGUGCGAACUUCCAUGAGCUGUAAACCAGGAUGCCUCUAAAUGAUGAGAGGGCCAACUCAUCAUCCAGGAGUGAGGACCAAAGCAGCGAUGUGGAGUCAUCGCUCACUAGUGACCAAGACUGCUCUCGUGACAGUUUCAACAGCGACGGCUCCAGCAAACAAAGCACACCUUCCUCAAGUCCACCCAAAACCCUGUCUCUAGAUGAAGUCAUGGAGGCUGGAAGAGAACUUUUUAAUCUCAAACUUGCACAUGAGAUUGCCAAUUUUGAUUUCCAUUUGGACCUAAACAGAGGACCACAGAACAGUUUGUUUUUUUGCAGUUUAUUGAAUGCAGUAAGAGAUAAUGUCCAAAAGGCCUAUUGGGAUAUCCUGGAGACUGAGCUGAACGACGACCCGCCUGAGUAUCAGCACGCCAUUAAAUUAUUAGAGGAGAUCAGAGAGAUCUUGCUGUCGUUCCUUAACCCGGGUGCCAAUCGGAUGCGGACCCAGAUCAUGGAGGUGCUGGACAUGGACCUAAUUCGUCAGCAGGCUGAAAAUGAAGCUGUAGACAUCCAGCGACUUGCGUCUUAUAUCAUUACCACCAUGGGAAAGAUGUGUGCUCCAGUGAGGGAUGGAGAAAUCAGGAAGCUACAGGAAAGCACAGACAACAUUGUUACACUAUUCAAGGAGAUCUUCCGUGUUCUGAACCUGAUGAGAGCAGACCAUGUCAGCCUUACAAUUCAAAGCCUAAAACCUCUUCUGCAGAGGAACGGGGUUCAAUACGAGAGAGAAACUUUUCAGGGCAUCUUGGACAAAACGCCGACUGCUUUAGACCGCACCACCGCCUGGAUCAAGUCAGCAUUGGAGGAGCUGCUGCCGGCAACCGUCCCUCCAGCAAAGUCUGAUCCCAGGGAAGGGCAGCAAACUCUUCCUGGUCCAAACCAAAUCCUCAAUACAGCCUGCCUCAGUCUCCUCACUUGGGACUUUUCUAAGACUCCAGUGCCUGAGACUUGGGUAAUGGACGAAUCCCGUCUGGAGGAGAUUCAGAGGCAGCUGAAGCUGUUAGAGACGGUGAAUGAGGUGCUGCUGAUUGUGAACAGCACCAUUAGGGGGCCGAUUCAAGGGAUUUCCUCGCUCUCUGACUGCCUGAAGAAGAUGAUCAGUGUUCUGCUAGAGGGCAUGCAUAGACCAGACUUUAAUCUGGAAAAAACACUUGAGGGUGUCAGUGCUCAGAUAGGCUGUGAGCUCAACAAGUCUUUGACAGUGAGAGGCUACCCUCCACUGACCCCAGAGAUGCAGACCACACUUACAGGACAGAUCUGCAGCAUCAGCCAGAAGGACAACCCCAUCCGUACUCUUGUUGAGGAUCGAGUGCAGCAGUACUUUGCGGCGCUCCUUUCCAACCCUAACACCAAGAACAAACUUGAGCAGGUACCAGCAGGCUUGGCCGCAAUCAAGCCUGAAUUAAUACUGACGGGAAAAUCAUUCAUCUUCCUGAUUGAAAACAACAGGGCUGUCUAUGGACCGUUCUACCUGGACAUCAUCAAGAAGCUGCUGUUUGGUAGCAGUUAGACCAACCAUAUGUUUUUGACUGAAAAAAGCUCAAAUAUCAAACAAGGUCAAAGUAGUCAGUUGUGCUUCAUGCAACUGGAUUGUCUCCAGUUUUUAUUUGUGUUGGGUUCAUAAAUGUAGGUUUGCAAAAGAAGAACUGAAAUACACAGUAAGGUAUUUUUCAUACGGCUUCUGCAGAAGAAGAGACAGUUGAACCCCAGAUUCAAACACACUGUCUCGCAUCGGACAUCCUCUGCAGAGCGUUUUAUUAACAGAACAUGACACAUGGUUACAAACAGAGUAUCUCUCUGACAGAACAAUUGAUCAGUUCAUAAAGACAGGAUGCUCGACUAGAAUGACAAGGCAGGAUGGUCUCCCUACUGAAUCAUGAGACAGGAGUGAAGCAUCUCAUUUCUACAAUGUUUCAUAUGAACAAACAUUACUUUAAUUAUCAUCAUUGAAUAAACCUAACAAUUUGUAUCUCAACAUUUCUACAGUAAAUCCUAGAACAGCUUUAAUUGUGAGCUGAAUUGUGAACAUUUAGUUUCAGAGCACAAACUCAGUGAUACAAUACUCCAUUUCUGAACAUUAUCUGACAUCCAGCUUUAUUUCUUUCCUCCCCCUUUUUGCUCAAAGCUGUAAAUAAGACGACAAAGGGCACAUCUUUAUAACACAUAUAAUCAAAUGUAAAGCAAGACAGAGAAGAUGCUUAUAUUUUUAGAGAUUUGGUAGAGAAGUGUUACAGAUUCCUUGCAUAUCCAAGGUGUUUAUUACUGAUACAAGUAUAAGAAACUGAAUAUUUAAGUUAGUUCUGGUAUUAUCAUGCUGUAUAUAGUAAGUGCCACAUUCAGUGCUUAAAUGUUUAACUGUCAGAACUUUAAUUUCCUGUUUGCAUGAGUAGCUUGGUGUUGGAGUUCUUUGCCACAUGUUAUGUUUUUACUUGUAUUGUUGACACAUUUGCCAGUGGACGGCAUGUUAUAUAGUUUGUUUUUCAUUGUACACCUUAUAAUGUUUUUCAGUAU